GACCCUUUUCUUCGCCUGCUCCGCCCCAAUUCCACCCCUCUUUCUCUCUCUAAAUCUCACAAUUUAAUCUCCCUUUAUUAUUAUUUUUUAUUAACGCUCAAUUUCCACCCGCCCUUCUAAAUCCUCGUUUCAAAUCGAUCGAUUUAAACCCCGCGUCGGGUUCCAUUCCAUGGCGUUCCAUGUCGCUUGCCCGCUCACUUGCCGGCGGAUUUGCGACUGCGAGCUGGGAUUUGGUGCUGCCCCGGGGCUCGAGGCUUUGGCUGUCGAGAUCGACGCGCUCGAGGAGUUUUUGAGGGAUCCAUGGGCCGUCCGCCCCGCCGCCGACGAGGAGGAGGAGGAAGAUGGGGAGAAGGGUGUUGUCCAGGUCUGGGUCCCCCGUGUGGUGCCCGCUGUGACAGCGCCCUCCGUGGUGGCGGAUGACGUCGGCGCCGGCGACGAGGUUAAGCGAGCGGUGUUGCAGCGGCAGGCGUUGGCUGCUUCCUUGGCGGCGGAGGACUAUGUUCGGAGGUUGGAGGCCGGUGGUGCAGCAGAGGCACCAGGAGAGGCCACCAACAGCCUUGAUGGAGAAUAUCAAGGCAACUCUACUGUGAAGGUCAUGUGCCGCAUAUGUUUUUCGGGCGAAGAUGAAGGGACUGAGAAAGCUUUGAAGAUGCGCUCUUGCAAACAAUGCAACAAGAAGUACCAUAGAAGUUGCUUGAAAACAUUGUCUGAACAUAGAGAUUUAUUCCAUUGGAGUUCAUGGUCUUGCCCCUCUUGUCGCAUAUGUGAGGUCUGCAGAAGAACUGGUGAUCCUAAUAAGCUAAUGUACUGUAAAAGGUGUGAUGGUGCUUAUCACUGUUAUUGUCAGCAUCCACCACACAAGAAUGUUGGUCGUGGGCCUUAUUUGUGUCCAAAGCACACAAGGUGUCACAGCUGUGGGUCCAGUGUACCUGGAAGUGGUCCUAGUACAAGAUGGUUUUUAGGCUAUACCUGCUGUGAUGCUUGUGGUAGAUUGUUUGUGAAGGGAAAUUACUGUCCAAUUUGUCUAAAGGUCUACAGAGAUUCUGAAACUACACCAAUGGUUUGCUGUGAUGUUUGUGAAAGAUGGGUCCACUGCCUAUGUGAUGGCAUCAGUGAUGAUAAGUACCAAGAGUUCCAAACAGAUCAAAAUUUACACUAUAAAUGUGCUGCAUGUCGUGGUGAUUGCUAUCAGGUGACAAAUAUAGAUGAUGCAGUAAAAGAACUCUGGAAGAGGCGAGAUAUUGUUGACUGCGAUUUGGUUUCAAGUUUAAGGGCAGCUGCUGGUUUGCCUUCUAAAGAAGAAAUGAAUUCAAACUUUCCUUACUUGGAUGAUGAGCAAAGUGGUCCAAUCCUACAUAGAAAUGAUACUACCAAACCCCUAAAGUUCUCAUUGAAGGGGAUCAAUGAUAAAUUAUCAAAGGAACAUGAGAAGAUUGUAUCAAACAAAAUGCAAGCAAAGAGAGUGGGAUAUCAGAUUAAGUUAAAUGGUAAAGUAGAAGAUCCAAAACUUGAAGGGCUGAAUGAGUCAAGAUCACUGGAGAGUAGCUUUAGAAAUCAGAAUGUCAACGAGAUAAAUUCCUCCAUACAUGAUGGUUCAGAUAUAGUUUCAUCCUCCACUAUACCUAAACUCAAAAUAAAGAGCAGCAAAGCACAAGGCCUUCGUUUUAAGGAAUGUUCUGCUAAAAGUACAAACGAGGUGGAGACAACAAGAAGUACUAAGCUAGUUAUUCACAUUGGUUCAAAAAACAAAAUCCCUGCAUCCAUCUCUCCAAGAUCUGAAACCUCAAGCUGUCAAAUGGAUCAAGACUUGGUUACUAACUUUGGGGAUGAUGAUGCAAUCAAGCAGAAGGUAAGAGAUAAUCAGGAUGACCAUAAUACUACUAUUCAACGAGAUACCACAGAGGGUGGUAGAGUUAAUAAUCAAAACCUGUUGAGAAGUCCAAAUCCUGGAAGUAAAGAAAAUCCUCCAGCAAAAAGAGUAAAAUUGAAUGAGAAGCACCAGAAAAGUAAUGGUAAUUUGAUUGAUGAAUGUCGACUUAAUGCUAGAAACCAUAAUCCAUCCAUAAGCAAGAGAAGGAAUGACAGGAGCCUGUCUCCAGAAAAUGAAACCAGAGAACAAAGUGAUGACAUUAUCCAGAAAACGCAACACGCAGAUAUAUCUAACAAGUCUGAGAGGGGCUGCAAUGAUACAUCUCUCUCAAAGUUUACCUCAAGUUCCUCCCAAGAUAUGAAGCCAUUACUGAAACUGAAGUUUAAGAAUCCAUAUUGUGAACAGAAAAGCUUAUGGGCUUCUACAGGAGAAGAAGAGAACUCUGCUAAAGGACAGAGAUCGACGAGGAAGAGACCUUCAACUGAGAAGAAUGGGUGGAUGGGAAAUGAGAAAAUAUCAAAAUUGCAUCUUGGUAUCUAAUGGUUGGAGCAACUUAUGAGGCUUGGAUAUUUCAGAAACUGGGAACUGGGAAGCGAUUUCAUCUUUGUCUCUCGUUCCAAACAAGGAUGCACAUUCAUGGAGGUCUGUAGCCGAGCGACAGUAAUCCAACUGAUUUGUUUCGAUUCCCAGUAAAGUAAAUCAGAGAAUCCCUUGACAUUAGUGAUCAUUGUAACUUGCUGAAUAUGAAGCUCUUUGGGUUUAAUUAGCCUGGUGCUCUAAUCGUGCCAAGGUUUGCCUUUUGUGUAGUUGAAAAAACACCGGUCUUUUAAACAUUAUUUGUAGACGCUACACGCUACAGCCAUUCUUGUACCAUCUGUACCAUCUGCCUAGUUAUUUGCUUUAUUGUGUCCG
Zingiber officinale is the source of this 2782-nucleotide messenger RNA. RefSeq lists its product as uncharacterized. NCBI's taxonomy places the organism in Eukaryota, Viridiplantae, Streptophyta, Magnoliopsida, Zingiberales, Zingiberaceae. The transcript has 13 exons. Gene Ontology annotation, molecular function: histone H3K4 methyltransferase activity. Bases 170 to 2410 code for a protein of 746 amino acids. Gene Ontology annotation, cellular component: histone methyltransferase complex. The record is from RefSeq and is a predicted model, not a curated record. Gene Ontology annotation, biological process: positive regulation of DNA-templated transcription.